GCAGUGUAGUAGUACACACCGCCAAUCUUAUUGCAAUGUGUGACAGCUAUGUGACAUCUCGUCAAUUUAUCAAAAAUUAAUUAAUUUGGCGGUGUUUGAAUUAUAAUUUUUCAAGAAAAAGUCAAUAUUAAACCACCAUGAACCCAUGCACCAUUCCGGCACCCGCAGAAGAUAUCGAUGGAGAUCAACGUUGGAUGAGUAUUCAUUAUCGAUUUCUCUCUGAAACCAGAGAAAAAGAUCCGGAUGUAAUUUUUAUUGGUGAUUCAAUACUUCAAGCCUUACAACAUACCGAUUAUUGGAAUGAACUUUUUGCACCUUUACACUGCCUCAAUUUUGGAAUCCAUAAAGACCAAAUACAGAAUGUUUUAUGGCGAAUUAAAAAUGGUGAAUUGGAUAAUGUACGACCAAAGGUUGUAGUAUUACAUGUUGGCACCAACAAUUACUCAAAUACUCCCGAUGAAAUGAUUGAAGGUAUUAUAGAGAUAAUUAACAUUAUUCAAGAAAAACAUCCCCAAAGUUAUAUAGUUAUUCCUACUCUCUUACCUAGAGGUCAUAACCCAAACCCUUUAAGGGAUCGGAUAUCUCAAGUGAACGAGAUUUUAAAAACGAAAGUAGCUAGUUUACCCAAAGUAGAAGUUGUUGUUAUCGAUAAAGGAUUCAUCCAUGUUGAUGGCACAAUCAGUCAUCACGAUAUGUAUGACUAUCUAUUGCUCACAAAUGCCGGAAGCAAAAAAGCCUUUGAACCAGUACAUGAAUUACUAGUGCAGUUACUUAACGAGGGAGAGACUGAAAAAGAUUUAACACCCUCAGAAUAAUUUAUACACAAUUUACAAAACUUUUGCCUUUGCAUUUUUUAACAUGAAAUUAGUACAAUGGUUUAUUUACGAUUUAGUAGAAGUAUUCAUUUAUUUUUUAAAGCUUAAAUGUUAUAUAGUUGUUAAGACAUUGAUCUCUGUUUUAGAUUUUAAAGUAGUAAUCUUAAGAUCAAUUUUUUACUAUUAAGUAAAACUACUUGAUUUCAUUUCAAUAUGAUGCCUAUAUUAAUUUUAACAAAGCUUUGUGUUCUGGUAAUUAUUCCAACAAGAAACUUGUACCUAUCUACUAUUUUUUACAUGAAUUUGUAUGCACUACCCAUUUGUUAUUAAAAUUAUUGACUAAU
Photinus pyralis (common eastern firefly) is the source of this 1159-nucleotide messenger RNA. It is a transcript of the gene Paf-AHalpha, whose product is annotated as platelet-activating factor acetylhydrolase IB subunit beta homolog. The transcript has 4 exons. The record is from RefSeq and is a predicted model, not a curated record. The coding region runs from base 138 to 815 and encodes 225 amino acids. Lineage: Eukaryota; Metazoa; Arthropoda; Insecta; Coleoptera; Lampyridae.